GAUCUCAUCGCCCUCCGUCACCAGAUUUUAAAGCUUUUUGAGAUUUUUCAGAGGCUUUGCGACAAGUCUCCACCGCCAUUACUAUCUCAGCGCUGAAUCCUCCAUCACCACUCUCUCUCUCUCUCUCUCUCUCUCUCUCUCUACAUCAUAAUAUCAUAUUCUCUCCCCCAUCAUUCACACAGAAAAAAGAGAGAAAGAUUUUCCCUUUUUUCUCUGAUACGGCGGAUAGAUCUCGACCCUCUGCUUGCUUUUUCCUUUAAUGUAAUUGGCGCUAAAUGGCUCUGAAAGACGGUCGGACUAGGAGCUCGGUGCAAAUUUUUAUUGUAGCUGGUCUGUGCUGUUUUUUCUAUAUUUUGGGUGCUUGGCAGAGAAGUGGUUUUGGAAAGGGCGAUGGUAUCGCUUUAGCGAUCACUAAGAAUGAGGCUGACUGCAAUAUUAUUCCGAGCCUAAGUUUUGAUUCCCACCAUGCUGGUGAAGUUGGAAAUAUCGAUGAAUCUGAAUCGAAGCCCAAAGUUUUCGAACCGUGUCAUCAUCGUUACACUGAUUACACCCCGUGCCAAGAUCAGAAGCGUGCAAUGACAUUCCCAAGGGAAGAUAUGAAUUAUCGAGAGAGGCAUUGCCCUCCUGAGGAAGAAAAGUUACAUUGCCUUAUUCCAGCACCGAAGGGGUAUGUAACUCCAUUCCCCUGGCCAAAGAGCCGUGACUAUGUACCAUAUGCCAAUGCACCAUAUAAGAGCUUGACGGUUGAGAAGGCUGUUCAGAACUGGAUCCAAUAUGAGGGUAAUGUAUUUCGAUUCCCUGGUGGGGGAACGCAGUUUCCUCAAGGGGCUGAUAAAUAUAUUGAUCAGCUUGCUGCUGUGAUACCAAUAAAGAAUGGGACAGUAAGAACUGCACUGGACACUGGUUGUGGGGUUGCCAGUUGGGGUGCAUACUUGUUGAGUAGAAAUGUUCUUGCCAUGUCGUUUGCGCCAAGAGAUUCCCAUGAGGCACAAGUCCAAUUUGCUCUUGAGAGGGGUGUACCUGCAGUUAUUGGUGUUCUGGGUACAAUAAAGCUGCCCUAUCCAUCCAGAGCCUUUGACAUGGCUCAUUGUUCUCGUUGCUUGAUUCCAUGGGGAAUAAAUGAUGGAAAAUAUCUCAAGGAAGUUGACCGAGUUCUUAGGCCUGGGGGUUAUUGGGUGCUUUCUGGUCCACCAAUCAAUUGGAAGAAUAAUUACCAAGCAUGGCAGCGUCCCAAAGAGGAUCUUCAGGAGGAACAGAGACAGAUUGAAGAAGCUGCUAAACUUCUUUGCUGGGAGAAGAAGUCUGAGAAGGGUGAAACUGCCAUUUGGCAGAAGAGGGUAGAUUCUGAUUCAUGUGGAGACAGACAAGAUGAUUCCCGUGCUAACUUUUGUAAAGCUGAUGAAGCAGAUAGCAUCUGGUAUAAGAAAAUGGAGGGAUGCAUAACUCCAUACCCUAAAGUUUCCAGUGGGGAGUUGAAGCCGUUUCCAAAAAGGCUUUAUGCUGUUCCCCCCAGGAUUUCUAGUGGGUCUGUUCCUGGAGUUUCUGUUGAGGACUACGAGGAGGAUAACAACAAAUGGAAGAAGCACGUGAAUGCUUAUAAACGAAUCAAUAAACUAAUAGACACAGGAAGGUAUCGCAACAUUAUGGAUAUGAAUGCUGGUUUGGGUGGUUUUGCUGCAGCAAUUGAAUCUCCAAAAUUGUGGGUCAUGAAUGUGGUGCCCACACUAGCUGAGAAAAAUACGCUGGGUGUUGUUUAUGAGCGAGGAUUGAUUGGAAUCUACCAUGAUUGGUGUGAAGGUUUCUCUACUUACCCAAGGACAUAUGACCUCAUUCAUGCCCAUGGUGUUUUCAGUUUGUACAAUGGAAAAUGCAACUGGGAAGACAUUCUUCUAGAGAUGGAUCGGAUCUUGCGGCCAGAAGGUGCCGUCAUAUUCCGUGAUGAAGUCGAUGUAUUAGUUAAGGUGAAGAAGAUAGUUGGAGGAAUGAGAUGGGAUACUAAAAUGGUGGACCAUGAGGAUGGUCCCCUUGUACCAGAGAAGGUAUUGGUUGCUGUCAAGCAGUACUGGGUUGGAAACUCCACCUCCGCGCAAUGAACGCCUUAAAGGACUGCCUCGAGGCCUCGACGUGGAUCUAAGCUGGCAAUGUUCUCUGUUACAAGUCCUCACAGGAUGUGUAUUUUUCCAGUGCCCACUUUUGCUGCCCGACUACUUCAUACUUAGUAAGGAGGAGGGCUUACACAAUCUAUGUUCGUUAACUAUCUUCCGCCAUGUUCCUUUGUAGUAAUUUACAAGUAAACAAAGCCACAGAGCUACAUUGCUUGUAUGUUUAGAGUGUCAUUCAUUUUACAAAACCCCUUUUUAUUAUGUUCACUUUAACGAAAAGCUUCCGAUACUGUUCAUUAUAACGAUACUGUACACUAAAAAGUUAAUUCUGGUACUAUUUAUUUUAUCUUUUAUUUUGUCCUUA
Pyrus x bretschneideri (Chinese white pear) is the source of this 2466-nucleotide messenger RNA. RefSeq names its product probable methyltransferase PMT2. Lineage: Eukaryota; Viridiplantae; Streptophyta; Magnoliopsida; Rosales; Rosaceae. The record is from RefSeq and is a predicted model, not a curated record. The transcript has 7 exons. Gene Ontology annotation, cellular component: endosome; trans-Golgi network; cytoplasm. The coding region runs from base 276 to 2093 and encodes 605 amino acids. Gene Ontology annotation, molecular function: methyltransferase activity.